Molecule: messenger RNA, 2821 nt
Organism: Pogona vitticeps (central bearded dragon)
Lineage: Eukaryota; Metazoa; Chordata; Lepidosauria; Squamata; Agamidae
Gene: EFHC2
Product: EF-hand domain containing 2
Biological process (GO): regulation of neuron projection development
Cellular component (GO): microtubule
Molecular function (GO): calcium ion binding
Source: RefSeq, a predicted model, not a curated record
UAAGGUUGCGUAACAAAAAAAAUUAAGUUGAGUGCUAACUUCAACCCAGUCGGGGCGAGCUUCGUAAUCGUCCACUUAAAAUGGUAAUGCCAGCUUACUGGAUCUUAAAGAAAUCAAUUAUAAGUGAAGCCCAGAUAGGUUCUAAAAUUGCAUUUGACGCCCUCGCUCCCAGAAGGAGUCCACAUCCAAAGGCGGAGAUCCAGUAAACCCACCGAUUCUCAGCACGCCUGCACACCUAGGGCACGUUCGGCCAGCGGCGCGUGCGUGUUCCAAGGACCACGCGACUGCAGGGGGCAGCAAAAAGCAAGGGUGGAAAGAACUCACCCUUUCCUCGCGGUCCUCUGUGACGUCAGACGGGGGUCUCCUGGCAACGGGACUCCAAACAGCGCGCCGGCACUUCCUCUCGGCUGGGGAGCGUGGAGGUUCGGGCAGCAACACCAGCCCCAGGGGGGGCGGGCGGAAAGGAUCGGGACAAUCAUGGCGCUACCGCUCCUGCCCGGAAACUCCUUCAACAGGAAUCUAGGGAAAGAAAAGUUCCAUAAGUCUCAACAUUGGAGUUACUGCAAUAAGGUUUCUAUGUUGGUGGGAGAAGACAAACCUGGAAUAGGAGGUGAACCUUUGCCUGGGCAAAAGCUGAAACCAAAGUACAGUGUUUUUCCUAGAGGACUUGGAAGUGAUGCCCCUUCAUGGGUAGCAUUUGAUAAACAGGUAUUGUCUUUUGAUGCAUAUUUUGAUGAAGAAGUCCCUGACAAAAAUCAAGAACCGUACAGAAUAAGACACUGCAAAAUAUAUUUCUAUCUGGAAGAUGAUACAAUUCAGGUGGUUGAACCCCAAGUGAAGAACAGUGGAAUUCCGCAAGGAACACUUAUUCGGCGUCAUCGGAUCCCACUUCCACCACCUGAUGAAGAUCAGUUCUAUAACAUAGAGUAUUUCAACCUCAACACAGAUAUUGUAUUUUAUGGACGAAGAUUUAAGAUUAUAGAUUGUGAUCAAUUCACGAAAAACUUUUUGAGGAAAAUGGGAGUGAGAUUAAAGCCUCCACAAAAUCGUCCGGAUGAUCCAUAUACCAAAGAACGUCAAAAGGUGGUAGACAGCAUGACACCUUUGCGUCCAUACGAGCGCUUUGACACCCUUCGACAGUUUCUUGAGCACGAUGGGCAUGUUUUACGCUUCUACGGCAUUUGGGAUGAUACUGAGACAAUGUUUGGGGAUGUACGAGAAAUUGUGUUACAUUACUUUUUGUCUGAUGACACCAUUGAAAUAAAAGAAGUGAUUCCAAUGAAUUCAGGUCGGGAUGCUGUACCCCUGUUCCUCAACAGACAAAAGUUACCAAAGUAUGCUCCAGUUGGAUUGUACCAGCCUGGCAUAAUCACAGAUCGCACAGUAUUGAAUGUUUUUGGAGGUCUGGUAGGGAAUAAAGGUCGUUACAUUCUGGAUAAUCGUAAGACAGGAGCUGUGCAUCAGGAGUUUUAUAAGGACUGUGACCUGAGGAUAGGGUCAGCAAUCAAUGUUUGGGGAAGAAAGAUACUUCUCUGUGAUUGUGAUGAAUUCACCAAAGAAUAUUAUAGGACGAAGUAUGGAAUCCAGGACUUUACUCCAAUUCCAUACAAGACACCACUUCCUCCAAAAAUAGAACGGACAUUUCCACCAUACAAUGGAUUUGGUUCUGAAGAGGACUCUCUUUGCUCCUGCAUGGGCUUGCUUCCCAAACCUCCCCAAAAAGACUUCAAGAAAUUCAUGGAAAAAGACAGGCAAGGCCUUGAAAGUAAUAUACUGCGGUUUCUCGCACAACUUAUUACUACUGAUCCCAUUGACAAGGACCGGAAAUUCAUUAUUUCUUAUUUUCUAAGUGAUGACACCAUUUCAGUGUUUGAACCUCCCCAACGAAAUACAGGCGUAAUUGGUGGGAGGUUCCUGGAAAGAAGCCGUAUUAAAAAGCCCGGGCAAGAGCUGUAUAAAAGUGAGCUUCCUGAGUACUACAAAGCUGAGGAUCUAUAUGUCGGCGCCAAAGUGUGUUUCCAUGGCCACGUCUUUGUUUUGGUGGAUGCUGAUGAAUAUGCUUUCAACUACAUGGAGAAGCAUGCAAAUGAGUUUGCUAUGGCUGAUAUAAACAUAAUCUUAAACAAACUGAAAAUGAAAGGAGAACCUCAGUCAAGAGAGAUUAAGCAGAUUUUCGCAGCUGCUGAUCCUCAACAUACCACCAUUAUUGAUUAUGAUGAAUUCAGAAAUUUGAUGUUGAAUAUCUCUGACGGACAAUUAACAGAACAUGAAAUUAUGACCCUUGGACGAUAUUACAGUGUACGACAUGAAAAUGAGAUGGAUGCCACGUACCUUCUAGCAGUGUCACAGGAACGACUCAAAAAAAGUAACUUUGAGAAUUUUGGCCAACUUCUGGCCCACUUGGCAUACAGUGACCGAGACAAAUGUGGACUGUUGCCCAGUGACAAGUGCAGGACUAUUUUCAAAGCUUUCAGGAUACCACUGGAAGAUGAUUUUCUGCGAGCACUGCUGGCUGCGUGUGAAGACUGCAAAGAACAAGUAAAUUACAAAAAGCUGGUUGACGGGCUGGACUGGAGAGAGCAUCCAAUUCCAGCUUUCCAGACCAUCUUGAUUCCUCUACAGUAUGAAGAUGAAUGGAGCGGGCAGCCACCAACCCUUCCAGUGAAAAAAAUCAAGUACUUACCACUAAUAGAGGAUGUAUUUGGCAUCAAAGAUUAGAUAGCCCAUCCACUCAACCUGUUACGGAUAAACGUUGCAACUUUCUCUAGAAAUGUAACUGUACAUUUUUAUUUAAACAAAAUAAAAUAAUCAUAGUCAUAGA